This is a messenger RNA of Prunus avium (sweet cherry), 600 nucleotides long. It is a transcript of the gene ENODL20, whose product is annotated as early nodulin-like protein 20. Gene Ontology annotation, cellular component: plasma membrane. The record is from RefSeq and is a predicted model, not a curated record. NCBI's taxonomy places the organism in Eukaryota, Viridiplantae, Streptophyta, Magnoliopsida, Rosales, Rosaceae. Gene Ontology annotation, molecular function: electron transfer activity.
CCAUGGUGAUAAUGUUGAGAGCUGAGAUGGGUAAUGCCAGUGAGAAAAUGCAUUAUGUUGGAGGAAGCAAGACAAGUUGGGGGCCAUCAAACGUUAACCUCACAGAGUGGUCUUCUCACGAAACAUUUUACGUUGGCGAUUGGCUCUAUUUUGGAUAUGACAAGUACCAGUAUAAUGUGCUGGAGGUGAACGAGACAAGUUAUGAAAAAUGCAUCGACAAAGAUUUCAUAAAAAAUAUAACAGGUGGUGCGGGAAGAGAUGUGUUUAAUCUCACACAAACAAAAACCUACUACUUCCUAAGCGGUGGGGGCUAUUGCUUUCAAGGGUUGAAGGUUGCCGUCAACGUCCUCCGACCAAUGCCGCCUGCCCCGGCACCGACGUCUACUUCUUCUUCUUCUACUUCUACUACUGCUACUUUUUCUUCGUCGCUACUCCUCCUCCUGUUGCUGCUUUUAAUUGUAAUUUAGUACUAGUGCUUUGCUAUUCAUUUGGAACAUUUGAACAUUUGGAAGGACGUUUUGUUUUAAGUUUUAGGCAGCGAAUUUGUUUGAUUAAAUAGCACUUGCAGACUUUGUUGCAUUAAUAUGAUUCUCCUUUUUG